This is a messenger RNA of Ctenopharyngodon idella (grass carp), 1940 nucleotides long. RefSeq names its product ISL LIM homeobox 1b (gene isl1b). The transcript has 6 exons. Gene Ontology annotation, cellular component: nucleus. Lineage: Eukaryota; Metazoa; Chordata; Actinopteri; Cypriniformes; Xenocyprididae. Gene Ontology annotation, molecular function: cis-regulatory region sequence-specific DNA binding; DNA-binding transcription factor activity, RNA polymerase II-specific. The coding region runs from base 88 to 1044 and encodes 318 amino acids. The record is from RefSeq and is a predicted model, not a curated record. Gene Ontology annotation, biological process: positive regulation of transcription by RNA polymerase II; neuron fate specification; axonogenesis.
UAUAGUUCAAGUGUGUCUUUCUUUCCUUUAGUGUUUGGCUAGACUAUCAUAUAGAAGAUAACGGCGCUAUUACAUUUGCUUCCUGACAUGGGAGAUCCACAGAACAGAAAUAAGCUGAUUUCAUACUGUGUGGGUUGUGGGCAUCAGAUCCUGGAUCGCUUCAUUCUGCGGGUUUUUCCUGAUCUCGAGUGGCACGCGCAGUGUCUGAAGUGCGCAGAGUGCCAUCAGCAUCUGGACGAGUCCUGCACCUGCUUCAUCAGAGAUGGGAAAACCUUCUGUAAAGACCACUACAGCAGAUUAUGCAGUAAAUGUGCAAAAUGCCACAAAGCCUUCAUCAGCAAGGAGUAUGUCAUGCGAACAGGAGUGAAUAUUUAUCACAUCCAGUGUUUUCGAUGUGAGAGCUGCAAUCGUCCGUUACUCCCUGGAGAUGAAUAUGUUCUGCGGGAUGGUCAACUGCUCUGUACAGACCAUCAUGAGUUUAACAAAUUAAAGUCUGGCUCAAAUAACCAACAGAAGGAGACUGCAGAGCCAUUUGAGGGUCUGAAAUCCACAGCAUCCUGGAGGAGGUCAGAGAGAGCCACCCGCGUGAGGACGGUUCUCAGUGAGUCCCAGCUCCGCAUGCUACAGACCUGUUACUGUGCCAAUCCCAGACCCGAUGCCCUCAUGAAAGAGCAGCUUGUGGAAAUGACGGGCCUCAGUCCUCGGGUCAUUCGCGUCUGGUUCCAGAACAAGCGAUGCAAAGAUAAGAAAAGAAGUCUGAUGAUGAGACACACACAGAAGCAGCUUGAGGGCCAUCUGGUUUCAGAGGAUCCAAUGCUAGCCAGUCCAGAGAGCCAGGACAGUGACAUGAUGAUAAGCCCACCAUGGAAACUACUGACCGACUUUAUUCUGCAAAAGGAUGCUGAACACAGAUCAUACCAGCAACUGCUUUCUUUAUCAAAGGAAGCUCCUUGUUCUGCUGGAAGUGAAGCUGUGUCAAUAUCAGCUCAGUUACCAGAGACACCCAACAGCCUGGCAGCGAGUGCCACGGACAUCAGCGAGUGAACUGAGUCUCUCCCAUCUCAAAAAUGGAUGGCGUAUUCCUGCAAUACCAGAGGCUGCAGUUUCAGAACCGCAGACCUAGGACCCAUUUCUAGAACCCUCGUUUUUUGUAUGUACUAGCAGUUCAUACCAUUUUAGAGCAUUACUAUUCAAUUCUGUAUUUGUAGUAUUAAUUUUCAGGAAUGGUUUAGUUGUUUUAUUAUUUAAAUUUAAUUGAUAUAUUGCCCUAACCAACCCCUAACCCUAAACACAACUGUUGGUAACACUUUUUCCUAUAUUCUGGAUUUAAAUUCAGUUUUGAUGGAAAGAAAGAGCUUAUUUUCAAAACACAAGCAAGAUAUUUUCUGUGUACGUAGGACAUGAGACUUCCUUUUCAUUAGCUGCAGCUUGGCGUGGUAAAACUGUUUGCGCCUGCAAACUAGUGUGUUUAUUAGUAUGUUAAUAAAUGAAAACAAUAUGAAAACAAAUACCGGUUUACAAUGUCAAUCAAUAAUGAACUGUUUUUGCACAGCUAAAAUAACUGGAGACUGUUGAACAUUCUGUUGAACAUUCUUAAACAUUCAAAUUUAAAAUGGCCGCGCCUGCUCUAAUGUUAAAAAUAAGGUGGAAAAAUAAUAAAAAUGUAAUAACUUCCGUUGGUCUAAUCUUUGCACCUGUUUGUUUUAGAUUUAAUUCAGGUCUCUUCUGUUGGAGCAGCAUUGCCUAGGUGGCGCAGUCACAAAAAACUAGGGUCCUGAAACUGCAGCCUCUGGUAUAGUAUUGACUAAACAGCCAAUGAUUGACAGUUAAUUGUGAGAAUGAUGAAGGACUUCUUUAUAUACAGUACCAUUCACAAGUGUGGGGUUGGUAAGAUUUUUUAAAUGCUUUUGAAAGAAGUCACCAAGGCUACAUUUAUUUGA